UUAUUUAUCGUAGGUACUGAACAAAAUUGUUGACAGUUUAGAAAUUCAGCUAACAUUUAAAUUGCACAUCACCCAAAUGAAUGGCCACACAAAAGCGAAUAAUUAAAAAUGCCGUUUGUGCGGCCGUCUCACGUGAUUGACAGUUAAAAGAGAAAAGCUGAGUCCUUUACACGCCCACUGCAAUUUAAUUGCCGAAAAGCCAUCCCAUCCCUAUAAAUACCAGGAAAUGCCGAUUGAUUGCCAGUUUUUAGUGUUUAUUUGCCUUAUAGACGUCAUAAAAAGAGGAUCGCUGACAAAAUUUCAAGAGUCUUUAAGAUGUUAUUCAAUCCGAAACCACCGAAGGAUCCAAAAAACUUCAGAUUUCCCUUACAAUGCAUCUGGUUAAAAUUGAACGGUUCGUGGCCACUGAAACCCAAAGUGGCGGGUGAGUUUGAGAAAUACUUUCGCUUGCUAUACAGCACUUGGGCCUGGUAUGUGGUGGCCAUGGUUGGCAUAACCAUCGGUUUUCAGAGUGCAUUCCUGCUCAAAUCCUUCGGCAAUAUAAUGGUCACCACGGAGAAUGGUUGCACCACAUUUAUGGGUGUGUUAAACUUUGUGCGUUUGCUGCAUUUGCGAUUGCAUCAACGGGACUUUCAACAAUUGUUAGCACAAUUCGUAAAGGAUAUCUGGAUUACGAGCUCCUCCCACCCGACCGUUGAGCGCGCUUGUGCCCGCAACAUGCGUGUCUUUCAAGUGAUUUCGGUGCUCCAGUCCAGCCUCAUCACCAUGUACUGCAUUCUGCCUUUGGUGGAACUUUAUAUGCUAACGUUGAAUGUGGAACCCGAUGUCUUGGAUAGCAUGCCGAAGCCAUUUCCUUAUAAAAUGUUAUUCCCUUACGACGCAAAUCAUGGCUGGCGUUAUGCGCUCACCUAUUUAUUCACCGCUUGGGCCGGUGUUUGUGUGGUGACCACACUCUUUGCUGAGGAUUCGCUAUUUGGCUUCUUUGUAUCCUACACUUGUGGCCAGUUUCGCAUACUACACACGCAAAUCGAUAAUAUUGUACCCGAUUCAUAUGCAGUGACGCGAGCUGGACGUGGCACAGAGGCGAUCUUCCAGCGGGAAUGCAUUCGACGUCUGGAUAAAAUUGCCAACAAGCAUUGCGUAUUAUUUAAUUUCGUCAGUCGCAUGGAAGAGUUCUUCAGUCCAAUUUUAUUGGUGAAUUUCUUGAUUUCAUCGGUUCUAAUUUGCAUGGUAGGCUUUCAAUUGGUGACGGGUCAAAACAUGUUCAUUGGUGAUUACGUAAAGUUUUUGGUUUACAUUCUCUCAUCGCUCUCUCAAUUAUUUGUCCUUUGCUGGAAUGGUGACAAUAUAAUUCAAAACUCGCUUGAGAUGGCCAACCACUUGUAUGCCUGCAACUGGGAGAGUAGUGUGAAAGUAGCUGCCGAUGAAGAAAAAAAGGAAUCCUUUCCAAUAGUUUCUUAUUCCACCAGUGCCGCUUUUCGCAAGAAUUUGCAAUUCAUGAUUAUGCGCAGUCAACGACAGACAUGCAUAACGGCGAUGAAGUUCUCAAUAUUGUCGCUGAACAGCUUCUCCGGCUUAAUCAGUUCGUCGAUGAGCUAUUUCGCACUCUUGCAAAGUUUCUAUGAGAACGAAGAAAACUAAGCAGUGGCAGUGGCUUCGUCUGCAGCAAGCAUAUGCGCUUUGGAACACUUUUGUUGUACAACUUGGCUGUGCGUUAUAUGUAUGCUUACACCUACAUAACAUAUUUAAAUUCACUUUAUACAAUUAUUUUGUCACAUAAGUUUAACAAUAAUAAAUUAGCUAAAUUUACACAAUAAAAAUGGUUUAGAAAUAUGCAAA
This is a messenger RNA of Bactrocera dorsalis (oriental fruit fly), 1839 nucleotides long. RefSeq names its product odorant receptor 13a (gene Or13a). Gene Ontology annotation, biological process: sensory perception of smell; detection of chemical stimulus involved in sensory perception of smell. The coding region runs from base 316 to 1641 and encodes 441 amino acids. The record is from RefSeq and is a predicted model, not a curated record. Gene Ontology annotation, molecular function: olfactory receptor activity; odorant binding; ATP binding. Lineage: Eukaryota; Metazoa; Arthropoda; Insecta; Diptera; Tephritidae. The transcript has 6 exons. Gene Ontology annotation, cellular component: plasma membrane.